This is a messenger RNA of Marasmius oreades (fairy-ring Marasmius), 3791 nucleotides long. RefSeq lists its product as uncharacterized. Bases 65 to 3118 code for a protein of 1017 amino acids. Gene Ontology annotation, molecular function: protein dimerization activity. NCBI's taxonomy places the organism in Eukaryota, Fungi, Basidiomycota, Agaricomycetes, Agaricales, Marasmiaceae. The record is from RefSeq and is a predicted model, not a curated record. The transcript has 5 exons.
UCUGAUUUUGCUUCUCUCCCGCUUGCGCAGGCUGUCAGUGAACAAUCCCUAAAUACCCACCACCAUGUCGUUUGCUGCCUCGUCGCCGACAACCUCACAUUCUCCUGAAGAUUCAUCAGCUUCGCCACACAUGGAUACCGAUUUAGGAUUGGAUCCUUCAGACCCACUCAACCUUUGGCUUCACAAUACUUCUCAGGGCAAUGAUACAUCCAUGGACGAUAGUUCGCCUGGAGGAAGCCCCCCGGAUUGGUCACAGUUGUCUGGUCUAUGGCCACCUUCUAUGGAUGCUGGAGGAAAUGCGAAAAUGGACUUCAACGUCUCUCUGGAGGGCGACAUGGACUUCGUUAAUUCAAUGGCCAUUGAUCCAAAUGCGCUACACCUCAAUUACACAGAUUUUCCUAUACACGACGUCACCUAUCCCUUUUCAUUCCAAACCAACGACACUUUGACGCCGAAAGAUGCGCUGACACCGUCUCAUCGACACCGGAAGCUUAGUACCACGUCUUCUUCAUCGUCUUCAGGAGCAUCUUUUUCGCCUGUUAGUAGUCCUGAAGCACCCCACGCUGUAACUUAUGUUCAGGAGACGUUUUCGGAUCCUGCAGCUGAAUUGGCUCAGCGUGUACUUCAGUCUGCGGGUCUCAUACUCGCCGUUCCAGCAGAUAUGAAGACGGCCUUGAAUGGUUUAUCGAUCAAUAAAACCUCUGCGUCUGCACCAGUCUCUGCAUCGCCUUCUCAGUUAAACGUAGGACCGAUACAGGCACAUUCCCCGCAGUCCUAUUCAUCUUCCGCUUCAUCCACAUCUUCAGCACCUUCAACACCUCCCCCAUCAACACCUCCGCAGACUAACAUUCCUCUGGAUGGAUCUCUCUCUACCAUAAAGCCCAUGCAACAAGCCUCAAUGGGUGUCUUAAGUCGUCCGAAGACAAGUCAUACGACUAUCGAACGGCGAUAUCGUACCAACCUGAAUGCCCGGAUUACCAGCUUGCGCAUGGCUGUACCGGCUCUACGGGUGUUGGAGGAUAAGGACGGAUGUAAUGUCGGAGGAGGUGGGAAGAAGGGAAAGAACUCCACACUUGGAAAGGUGGUAUUUGGUUCUCAAGUGAAGAAGGAAAACGAGGAUGGAACAGAUGUUAUUGACUAUAUCGACGAACGGGGGUUUGUUGAUGGUGUCAAGGUUGCGAGGAAGUGCAGCAAGGCAAAUAUUCUAGGUAAAGCCGUGGAGUACAUUCGCGUCCUCAAGAAGAGAGAGAUACGUCUCAACCGAGAGCAAGACGGACUUAAGCAACUGAUACGAGGACUCGUGGGUGGACCUGCUUUGCUGCAAGAGUGGGAGCGAGAAUGGAAAGCAAAGUUCGGUGGUGAAGAAAAGGAUGAAGUUGAGGGUGAAGAUGAAGAUGGAAGUGAUGAUGAAGGAAGCGGAGAUGAUGACGAAGAAGAAGACGGAAGGAAGAGAAAAAAGCCCAAGUUAUCACCCCCACCGAAAAAGGAGGCAAAGGAAAAGAAACCCGCUGCUCCACAACCUCAGCCUCAGGUCCUUCCGGACGGGACGGUCAUAAUGCCCGAGAAACGCAAGCGAGGCCGCCCCCGUAAAGUCCAACCUAAUGCACCUGCCCCUGGAGGACAAACCUUGACGUUCCCUACGAUGGCCCAACAACCGCCCGUUUCGCAGCAAUCUCAGCCCCAACACUCUCCGCACUCUCAGUAUCUGUUAGCCGUUUUUGCACUCUUUUCCUUCUUCAACUCGCCGUUUUCAUCCUCGUCUUUCCAUACAUCCCCGAAUCAUUCUCAUACCGGAAGCGUGCUCACCCACAAUAACGCACCAACUCAUGCAGUCGUCCGAGGUUGGACAUUGCACGAUGUCAUUCAAGUUUUCCAUUUGCUCGUCUCCGUCCUCGUGUUUUUCUCGAUCGUGUUACCAUGGUUCCCCGCCUCGAAGUACUUCUCGUUGUCAUAUCUAUCAUCAAUACGCGCCUCUUAUCGGGAACGUGCACGGACUCGAUCAGAGUCAAGGACUGCUGAGUCACGUUUCGCUCACAUUCGUGCAGCUUUGACCAAACGGGGCUCAUCGGAUGAGGCGGCCGCCUUGCAUGAUGCAUUGGGCAAUGAUUUCUUCUCGUUACGGAGUCUCUUUGGGAAGCAGAAGAACUACACGUAUCAGCAAAAAGGACUUGAACAAUGUGCUUGGGUUCGUUUGGGCGAAAUCUGUGUUUUGAAAGGCGACACAUCAUUCUUGAACCGAGCAUUAACCUUCUGGCUUAUGCGUGCUCAUCUAUGUUGGUUCACAUGUAGCGCAGCUGACUUGUCCACGCUGGCUUUGGUUCUAUACCCGGUGUGCACUCUUGCCCGUCGUCCUGCUCGUGCGAUCUGGGAAACAGCUCGUGCACGGAAGGGUUACACCGGAGAUCAAGGACGUGGGGUAGGCGUGCUCAUAAGACCACACGAACGUCUGGUUCUCGAGUCUAUGGGCGUUGAUGAGGCUUACAAGACACUGAAAGCUCUUCCUCCUGAUUCGAUAAAUCCACGGUAUUCGCCCAUUGGCAUUCUUGCCAGCUUGGUCAUCAAAGAACGUGUCAAGAAACAUCUCCAAAAGACGUUUGUCCGGACAAUAUCACAUCCCGAAAAUAAUCUGGAGCUUGAGGAAGAUGAUGUGGAUGUCGCCAAAGUCACAAGAGAAGUAGAGGAAGAGGAGAAGGAAAUGAGAAUUAGUAUCGAUGCCGCUCGUUCAAUGGGCGGAGAGGUAGCUGAGAUCGGUGAGAUGUUAGAGAGUUUGUGGAAAGUGGAUGCACAUGAGUUGGAUUGGAAUUUGGAGGACGACGUGGAGGAUAAUCUGGAAGGAAACAUUCGUGCUUUGGUUAUCGCCGUCUUGCUCUAUCGCCGGAUAUUCUCAUCGUCAAUUGUCGGACCUGUUGGUGAUGUACAUGGUUCUGCGGUCUCGAUAUUGUUGAGUCCGCCACCGAGUCCGAGUCGACAAGAUGCCCGCGUACAUUUAUGCCUCAGGAAGGCUUUGGGAUCGUCGGUAUUUGACUCUGCCGUAGGAGAUGAAUUUAGUCGAGCGUUGGAGGAUGCAAGAGACCGAGUAGUGGAUAUGCUCGUCGAUCUUGAGAGAGCGUGUCGAUGAUCGUUUAUUUCUCAUCUUUAUUGAAUUUUUCCUUCGGAGUAAGCGCUCCUCCGUCUUCGCUUUCAAGAUAUAAUGUUUCUGUUUUGCUUAGUACUCGUUGUUGUUUCUAGAUAGGACUUUUGUUCAUGUUUUAUUGGCUCGUAAGCCUUAUGUAUCUGUUCAUCUUUGUUAAAAGACUAGUAGUUAUUGUAUUGAGCGUGGUACGAAAGCUCGUUACCAACUGAGGGUCACAACCAGAUUCUAGAGCGGAUUCGGGACUCAACCUUGUUCAGCCACGAGCUCGUUGUGAACAGCCAUGCAAAGGUACGCAAUGUGGGGGUGGUGGCCGGUGCUCUGGACAGAGUCCCCCUUCCCCACCACCCUCGGGGACGAUGGCGUUGAGUUGCGGGCUGUACCAGGAGAGGCACGAUCCCUCGUCGGCGUCCCUUGUCAACAUGCAGAUAAUAUCGUCAGAAUAGAGAGGGUGAAGUUCCUCCGAAGUGUCUGUCUGAAGAGAUGACAGGUUAUUCGAGAUUUGAGAACUUGAAGAAACGUGGUUGAUUGAACAUUUGCCAAGGGGAGAAAGGGGGACUAGAAGGCAUGAGCACACUAAUGGCGGAGGAAAUAAAUGGCAGACGCACGAAUAAAAGUGUAGGCAAUCUUCAAGAAUACAACGGACACUGGUCAAAACGAC